Diabrotica balteata is the source of this 1358-nucleotide messenger RNA. Lineage: Eukaryota; Metazoa; Arthropoda; Insecta; Coleoptera; Chrysomelidae. The record is from the annotation of a GenBank genome assembly.
AAGAAGAAGAAAUUACCACAAUAACCAAUGAAAUUUAAAAAAACAUGAAUAUUGGAAAACGUGUAAGUUUUUGUGUUAUUAACGUCUUAAAAUGUAACAGACAGUUUUCCCAAUUAAAUAAAUGGAAUUUGAAUUUAUUGGACAAGACAGUCCCUGUGUAUAUAGCUCACUCAAAGUAUAAUUUUAGUAGUACAGCUAGCCUAUGUGCUUCACCAAAAACUUUGAAUAUUCACGAUACAGUUUCUUCUAUUCAAGUUAAAAAGAGGCUUGUGAGAAAGAAAAAGACUUUGGAAGAGGAAGAAAAAAAACCAGGGAUAUACAAUGUGAUAGCAUUUGCAACUGCUGAAGAAUACAAUUUGGAAAACCUUUUCGAUGGAUUACAGAAACAAAAUCUGUAUGAUGUUAAAAGAAUUGACAAUAAUUCAGAUGUCCUACAUGCUACAGCAAAAUAUAAAGUCGAUAAAGAACAGAGAGAAAUAUUUUUCUUUAGGGAUGGUAGUGUUGUAUUUUGGAAUAUAACAGAUUUGGAAAGCAGCAAUGUUUUGAAAUUUUUAAGGCAGUUUCAAGAAGAUAGCUACUCUGAGAGACUGGUACAAUCAGAGUCUGAAGUUAUGAAUUAUAAAUAUUUUGAUCCAAAAAGCCAACCUAGUCAAUUAAGCUGUGUGGACAAAGAUGGAGAUUUUGUAUUGCCGUUAACAGAAACCAAUCUUAUACUUCAGAAGUUUACAUUUUCAAAUGCCAUGAUGCUUAGUGUCAAGUUAGGUAUAUGGGAGUCAUCAUUGGAAAAAUUUAUUGAUGAAAUCGAGUUUGUCACAAAUGAUUUAAAAAAUGGCAAAACUAUUAAAUUAAGUCGGCAAGAUGUACUUAAAAAACAUGGAGAAUUAUUUGUACUCCGUCACUAUCUCAACUUAAGUUCAGACGUUUUAGAUACUCCGGAUUUUUAUUGGGAUAAUGAACAGUUGGAAAAUAUGUACAACCAAGUUUGUUCAUAUUUUUGUAUCAACAAAAGAACGAAGGUGAUGAACGAGAAAAUAAACCACUGUGUAGCUUUAAUAGAAUUGCUAUCAUCUCAUUUGGGUGACAAACAUCACAUAAGAUUAGAAUGGAUGAUAAUAGCACUAAUCACAGUUGAAGUUGUGUUUGAGACUAUACAUUAUAUUGAUAGAUAUAUGAAUUAAAAAGUAACUUUAAGCCCAUCGGAUAUCAGUUGUGGACUUUUGGCCAAGUGUGGAUCAUGGAUUAACAGAAAUCUCACAAGAUACAUAUUUGUUAUUUUAUUUAUAUUAAGCAAUGAGAAGUGUAAUUUUUUAUUCAUUGUUUUUACCUUUUUUUAUAAUAAACGGAAUAUACUUGGUUAA